AUCUGAAAGCGAAUGAUGUGGUUCCCUGGGUCCUAGACCUUGUUUUGAACAAGCACAUUAUCAGCCCCAACCCACACGUUAGGCAGGCAGCUUGCAUCUGGCUUCUGUCAAUGGUGAAGAAGCUGAGCACACACAAAGCAAUUAAGUCUCAUCUCAAGGAUAUUCAAAGUGCAUUUGUUUCAAUUCUGUCAGACAGUGAUGAGCUCAGUCAAGAUGUUGCUUCAAAAGGUCUUGGGCUGAUAUAUGAACUAGGAAGUGAACAGGAUCAGCAAGAGCUAGUCACCACACUUGUUGAUACCCUUAUGACUGGGAAAAGAGCCAAACAUGAGAUGACUGGAGAAACCGUGGUGUUCCAGGGUGGCCUGAGCAAAACCCCAGAUGGUCAAGGCCUUUCAACCUACAAGGAGCUUUGUUCCCUGGCUAGUGAUCUCAAUCAACCAGACCUGGUGUACAAAUUCAUGAAUCUGGCCAACCACCAUGCCAUGUGGAAUUCUCGGAAGGGAGCAGCUUUUGGUUUCAACAUGAUAGCUGCCAAGGCUGGAGAGCAGCUAGCUCCUUUUUUGCCCCAGCUUCUUCCCCGUCUCUACCGUUACCAGUUUGACCCCAACCUGGGCAUCCGACAGGCGAUGACCAGCAUUUGGAACGCCUUGGUCACCGACAAGUCAAUGGUUGAUAAGUACAUGAAGGAAAUUCUUGAAGAUUUGAUCAGUAACCUAACCAGCAGUCUGUGGAGGAUCAGGGAAUCCAGCUGUCUGGCACUGAAUGACUUACUGAGAGGAAGACCUUUGGAUGACAUUAUAGACAAGCUUCCAGAGAUCUGGGAAAUCCUAUUUAGAGUACAAGAUGACAUUAAGGAGACUGUGCGGAAGGCAGCAGAACUAGCUCUGAAAACUUUAAGCAAGGUCUGUGUGAAAAUGUGUGAUCCCUCCAAAGGAGCAGCGGGUCAGAAGAUGAUAGCUGUGUUGCUCCCAUGCCUCCUAGACAAAGGAAUAGUAAGCACAGUUGCUGAAGUCCGAUCUCUCAGCAUUAACACUCUCGUGAAGAUCAGUAAAAGUGCUGGGUCUAUGCUGAAACCUCAUGCACCAAAACUUAUCCCAGCGCUGCUGGAAUCCUUGAGUGUGCUGGAGCCUCAAGUCCUCAAUUAUUUGAGUCUUACUGCGACAGAUCAGGAGAAAACUGCAAUGGACAGUGCCAGACUCAGUGCUGUCAAGUCAUCUCCCAUGAUGGAAACCAUUAACAUGAGCCUGCAGUAUUUGGAUGUGUCUGUCCUGGGUGAGCUGGUUCCUCGGCUGUGCGAACUGAUCAAAAGUGGCGUAGGCCUCGGCACGAAGGGAGGCUGUGCCAGUGUAAUCGUGUCAUUAACCACACAGUGUCCUCAGGACUUAACACCUUAUUCAGGCAAACUUAUGAGUGCUUUGCUCAGUGGGCUGACCGACCGCAACAGCGUGGUGCAGAAGUCCUUCGCCUUUGCGAUGGGGCAUCUAGUGCGGACCUCCCGGGACAGCAGCACCGAGAAGCUGCUGCACAAACUCAGCAGCUGGUACAUGGAGAAGGAAGAGCCGGUUUACAGGACAGGCUGUGCUUUAACUGUGCAUGCUAUGGGACGCUACAGCCCGGACGUAGUGAAGAACCAUGCCAAGCACAUGCUGCCGUUGGCAUUUCUUGGCAUGCAUGAGGUUCCCGAUGAAGAGAAAGGGGAGAAAGAGAAUUCCGCUCUGUGGACGGAAGUUUGGCAGGAAAAUGUUCCUGGUACCCAGGGUGGCAUCAGACUGUAUAUGCAGGAGUUGAUAACCAUCACCCAGAAGGCUCUGCAGUCCCAGUCCUGGAAGAUGAAAGCCCAGGGUGCAGCUGCCAUGGCAUCAAUUGCCAAACAGACGGGCUCCCUUGUCCCGCCGCAUCUGGGAAUAGUGCUUUCCGCGCUGCUGCAAGGCCUGCCAGGGAGAACCUGGACCGGGAAGGAGGAGCUGCUGAAGGCCAUUGCCAGCGUCGUCUCUGCUUGCAAUGUGGAGCUGCACAGGUCAGUGCCCGGCCAGCCGGCUGUCGGUGACGUUGUCCAGGCUGUCCUGAAGGAAUGUCGGAAGGAGAACCUGAAGUACAAGAUGGUGGCACUGUGCUGCGCGGCGGGGGUGCUGCAGGCCACAAAGGAAGACCGCUUCCAGGAGCUGGCAGAUAUCGUCUUUCCCAUGAUAAAGAAGAACUCUCUUGAGAGCAUGGGCACGGGUUUACCAAAGCAUGAUGAAGAGGACGAGGACAUGAGGGAGAAAGAGGUGCAGAUGGAGUCCCUGAUCUGUGCCUUCGAGACCCUGGGCAAAGCCUGGCCACGGAGCCCGGAGACACAGCGUUGCUAUCGCCAGGAAUUCUGCAAGUUGAUGUGUGACCGUCUGAAACUCAGCACGUGGAAAGUGCAGCUGGGAGUACUAAAAGCCAUGAACACCUACUUUCAAGGGCUGAUGCUGUUUGACGAGGGGCACUCGGACCCUGUGGCUUUGACGGAAAUACUGUUGGAAACCUGUUCGUCUAUCACCCAUUCUUUAGAAAACAAAAGCUACACGUCCAUAAGAACAGAAGCUUUGUCUGUGAUAGAGCUGCUGCUCACCAGACUUCAAGAAUCCCGACAGUGGGGGAGCCUGACGGCGGAGAGCAGGGAGCACCUCGUUCGUUCCCUGUCGACAAUGGCGUCGGACACCAGGCCCGAGCUGCAGGAGAAGGCGUUGAUAUUGAAGAAAACACUUGAAAACCUUGACUAA
Molecule: messenger RNA, 2747 nt
Organism: Eurypyga helias (sunbittern)
Lineage: Eukaryota; Metazoa; Chordata; Aves; Eurypygiformes; Eurypygidae
Product: proteasome-associated protein ECM29 homolog
Exons: 25
Cellular component (GO): nucleus; cytoplasm
Molecular function (GO): molecular adaptor activity
Source: RefSeq, a predicted model, not a curated record